GUUUCAGGUCGCUUGCAUCUUGAAAUCUUUGCUUAGAGCAUUAUCCAAAUUAAUAAUGAAGCUGUUCAUCGCACUUGCUUUGCUAGCCGUAGCUGCUGCUCAGGAAGCUACUUACAACAACCGAUACGAUAACAUCGAUGUCGAGGAAAUCUUAAAAUCGGAUCGCCUCUUCAAGAACUAUUUCAACUGCCUGAUGGACGCCGGUCCAUGCACACCGGAAGGAACUGAUCUGAAGAAGUAUCUGCCCGAUGCGUUGGAAACCGGAUGCACCAAGUGUACGGAGAAGCAGCGUGACACCGGAAACAAGGUCAUCGCUUGGUUGAUCGAGAACCGUCCAAUGGAGUGGGUGAUGCUGAAGAGCAAGUACGACCCGGAGAACAAGCUGACCGAGCGAUACCGUGAGCUGGCUGCUAAGGCCGGAAUUGCUCUGUAAGAAGUGCCAUUAACAUUAAAUCUCCGACUCAUGCCGUCUUCAAACCUAAUGCAAUAAAAUGAAUCUAUCAUGAUCAAUCAUUCUGGAUAACUUCAGCAUAUAGCCCUAUUAUUAGAUUUAACAUUGCUUUACUCAGUCGGCUCAAAAGAAGAUUAUUGAUAUUAGGUGCUUUUCCUACAUCCACUAUCAGCCUACAGUAAGGUUUCUCGGCAGACUCGAGUAAUCGAACUUAGUCUUAAGCUAAAGCUGAACCAAUUGCGGAUGACGUCAACAUAUUUCUGCAAUUAUAAUUAUCCUCUUGUGCGUUUGCUUCUUCUUGAUUCGUACGAGC
Messenger RNA from Aedes aegypti (yellow fever mosquito), 764 nucleotides. RefSeq names its product ejaculatory bulb-specific protein 3. NCBI's taxonomy places the organism in Eukaryota, Metazoa, Arthropoda, Insecta, Diptera, Culicidae. The record is from RefSeq and is a predicted model, not a curated record. The transcript has a single exon. Bases 56 to 433 code for a protein of 125 amino acids.